UUUGUUCUUUUAAUCUUUUUAGGGUUUCUGAUUAUUCCUUUCCUCCUCCUCUUCUUCUUCUUCUUCUUAAGUUUUGAUUCCACUGGAAAAAAUUUCCCUGGUGAGCUUUUUAGGGUUUUUGCAGCAUUGUUUUAAACGCUUGAGUUCUCAUGGUGAAAAAGUAGGAAAUGGUGAGAGGAAAAAUUCAGAUGAAGCGAAUUGAAAAUGCAACAAGCCGGCAAGUGACCUUCACCAAGCGUCGAAACGGGCUGUUGAAGAAGGCUUACGAGCUUUAUGUUCUCUGCGAUGCUGAAGUUGCUGUCAUCAUAUUUUCACACAAAGGAAUACUCUAUGAGUUCUCAAGUUCUAACAACAUGCAGAAGACUAUAGAACGAUAUCACAAUUGUAUUAAAGAAGUCCAAACUGACGUCCCUGACAUGGAACUAUACGUUCAGCAACUAAGGCUUGAAGCAGAAAGCAUGGCUAAGAAGAUCGAGUAUCUUGAAGUUUCUCGAAAAAAGCUGUUGGGUCAAAAUCUUGGUUCGUGCUCUAUAGAGGAACUUAAGGAAGUUGAAAGCCAGCUCGAACGAAGCUUAAGAAGCAUUAGGGCAAGAAAGGGCCAUUUAUUCCAGGAGCAGAUAGAGAAACUAAAAGAUAAGGAAAGAUUUAUGCGAGAAGAGAAUGCAAAGUUAUCUGCAAAGAACGAAGCUCUAACAUGCAGCAGGCAGAAUUCAGAGGUAGAAACUGAACUGUUCCUGGGAUUGGGAUUGCCGGAAAAUCGCUGUUCCUAGCAGCAGGUAGAAUUGCGGUGCUGAAAUGGUAUUCCUUGCAGGAAUAAUGUUGUUUGUAUGUUGUAUCCACUAUCACUGCUAGUGUUACAUUGAUGUGCUUAUUUUAGUUCCUGUUGUAACUUAUAAGCGUGUGUGUAUAUAUAUAUAUAUCAUCAUGGAAGCGUGUACGCUUCGUGUGUCUGAAAAUUCGCAUACUUGGAGGUUC
This is a messenger RNA of Hibiscus syriacus, 975 nucleotides long. Its product is annotated as MADS-box protein AGL42-like. Gene Ontology annotation, molecular function: protein dimerization activity; DNA-binding transcription factor activity, RNA polymerase II-specific; RNA polymerase II cis-regulatory region sequence-specific DNA binding. The record is from RefSeq and is a predicted model, not a curated record. Lineage: Eukaryota; Viridiplantae; Streptophyta; Magnoliopsida; Malvales; Malvaceae. Gene Ontology annotation, biological process: positive regulation of transcription by RNA polymerase II. The transcript is spliced from 8 exons. Gene Ontology annotation, cellular component: nucleus. Bases 168 to 770 code for a protein of 200 amino acids.